Caenorhabditis angaria is the source of this 2796-nucleotide messenger RNA. The record is from the annotation of a GenBank genome assembly. NCBI's taxonomy places the organism in Eukaryota, Metazoa, Nematoda, Chromadorea, Rhabditida, Rhabditidae.
AUGACAGUUGGAUACAUGAAAGAUGUUGCAACUGCAACUUCAUUCACAUUUCUUCGACUUUUAUUCCGAUGGCGUGGAAGUGUUUGGAAAGCGAUUUAUUGGGAGCUCUUUCUAUGGUUAUUUCUUUUUGUCAAUAUUCGAACAAUUUAUGAGUUUCUUUUAUUUAAUACCGAAAAUGGAAAAAUAUUCGAGCAAAUUGUGAUGAGAUGUAGAUCUGUAAGUUUUACCUAAAAAGUAAUGGGGUGAUUCAGGUUGAAAAAAAAUAAUAAAAAAACAUUUUUUGACAAAAAAAUUCGAUUCAGCAAAUGUCAAAAAACUAUAUUUUUUUCCUAUUUUUUGACAUUUUUUUUCAUUGAAACAUUUUCGCUGCGAGAUAUUUUUCAUUUUUGUGUGGAAAAAAAUGUCAAAAAAUAGGAAAAAAAUACAAUUUUUUGACAUUUGCUGAAUCGAAAUUUUUUGUCAAAAAAUGUUUUUUUAUUAUUUUUUUUUCAACCUGAAUCACCCCAUAAGGGGCUUAAACAUUUUUCAAAAAAACUAUGAGUAUUAUUAAAAUUGUUCUGGGGUACUGUGGGAAAUGUAGAUUCAGCCUCACCCAAAAUUCUCAAGGAUUACUGUAUGACAAUUUCAGAUAACUUCACAAAGUCGUACUGUAAUCACAUUUGCCCUUGGAUUUUAUGUGAGUUUUGUGACAAAUCGAUGGUGGAAUGUUUUUAUGACAAUUCCAUGGCCAGAUACAACAGCUCUUCAAUUAACUGCAUUUCUUCGAAGUCGUGGAAAAAAGUUUGAACAAGAAGAUCGAACUGAAAGACAAACUAUCAUGAGAUAUUUGAUUUUAUCAUAUGUUUUGGUUUUUCGUGAUGUUAGUAUUCGAAUCAAGAAAAGAUUUCCAACUUAUGAUCAUUUGACACCAACAUUAAUGACAUUAGAAGAACGACAGAAAUUGGAGAAAACAAAAGAAAGUAGACAUUGGGUUCCAAUUGAAUGGGCUUUACUUAUUUUGAAAGAUGCAGAAAAAAGAGGAUGUAUUGAUUCAUAUCAUUUGGCUGAAGUUACAACGGUUAGUGUUUUAGAAAUUGAAAGAUAGCUCCAAAGGUUGGAUAUUUUUAUUUUAAAAAAAAACUUUUGAAGAGGUUACUGUAAAAAUUUUAUGGAAUAAUUAUUUUGAAAAAAUUCCAGUCGAUUCUGCAAUAUCGCCAACGACUUCACGAUAUUUUAUCAUAUGAUUGGAUAAGUGUUCCAUUAGUUUAUGUUCAAGCUGUAAAUAUCUGCACAAUCUGCUAUUUUCUAAUUCUAUGUUUCUCGUCGCAAGGAAUUAAUGCAGAUGCAACUGAAAAAUUGUAUCAUAGUAUUAUACCAAUUCAUGCUGUUGUUGAAUUUGUUGUUUUCAAUGGUUGGCUCAAAACUGCAUUUGUUAUGUUGAAUCCAUUUGGUUUGGAUGAUGAUGAUUUUGAGAUGGAUAUAUUGAUUGAACGAAAUUUGAUGAUUUCGCUAUGUUAUGUUAAUGAUUUCUUUGAUAAACCACCGAGAUUGAUUAAUAUGACUGUUAAACUUCCGCAUACUAUUGUGAGUUUUUUGUCUGCAAUUUUAAUGAAAAAAAAACGCGUCGACAUUUUUUGUGAUUUUCCGUAGUUAUUUAUUUACCCCUGAAAGUUUAAACACCAAAAAUUAUUGAGAGUUGUUUUAUUUUCCUUUUCCAGCAAUCAGCUGCAAUUCUGUCAAAAGCCAACCCAAUGCAUGGUUCAGCAGUUCCUGUUAAAGUUCCAAAACAACAACAAAAAUUGUUGAAUAUGAAACAGACAAAUAUGAUGACUAAAAUGAUGGCUCCACGAGCUUCUACUACCAAUCUUAUGCCAAAGGUUAAAUUUGAUGCGAUGGAAGGUAAGAAAUGGAUAUUAUCCACAUUCUCAAAAAUCAAUUACACAAUUAAUUGACAGAUCCAAAUGUUGAGAGGAUUCCACGUGGACCUGAUAUAUCGAAAAAAGAAAUUGACGCGAAAGAAAGUCAUAUUUUCAAAAAGGAAGAUUUGGAAAAAGUGGUUUUGAAGUUACUUGAAAAAAAGUUGGGCGAUGAUAAAGUGGAGGACAAAUUGAUAAGUCAAAGAACACAAUCAUUAUCAUUGGAAGAACCAACACAAGAUGAAACAAUUCCAUUGUCAAAUCCGAUUACAAAACCGGGAACAGGAGGAGGAGGAGCGGAUAAAAAAGGAGGCGAUAAAAUAUCGGUAGGGUUGAAAAAUAAUAUUGAGAUCUUUGAUUGGGGAGUUUUAGGAAGGGGGAGGUGAUCAUAGCUUUUGAUAUACGGGGGCUUACUGUAGUUAUGUGAAAAGUUUUGAAAUUAAAAAAGCAUCUUUAAGUUACUGUAGCUUACUCUAGUUUUUCUUAAAAAUUGAAAUAGAAGGAUUACUGUCAGAAAUUUAGAAAGACCUUUGUAGAUGUGGAUGAGUUAUGAUAACUUGAACAGAUUACUGUAGAUCCAAAUUUAUUAAAUGAACUGUUAUUCACUGUAGUUUCUUUAAGAUCUUUUACAAUUUUUUUAAUUUGGGCUUCUUCCAUUUACUACAUUUUUUUUUUUGAUUUUUCAUCCUUAAUUUCACUCCUUCUUUUUUUCAAAAAAGUUCCAAUUUAUUUUCAGCGAGAAAAAGUCCCAACUAAACAUACUCCAAAACAAACAAGUACAAUGUCAAAAGUCGAGCCCAAAAUCAGUUCGAGACAAAAUUCCGAUAAAAAGAACAGUUCGAGAAGAAAAGUUAAAAAAGAGCCGAGUACGGAGAAAAUUGAGCCAACACAAUUAGAUUAA